AUGAAGAAGCCUCUUCCUCUUUCUGCUUCUCGCUCUAGGCUUGAGUACGUGUUUAACCACAUUGUACUUCCGCCUCGCCUUCCUGGAAAAGCGGAAAGCUGCCCGGAUGAUAUUCAAUUCGACCUACUGUCAUUCCUUCAGGGGGCAUCGUGUACCCUAAAUGAUGACUUGGAUGGAGGCUUGAGUGCUGUUGGGCUUUCUGUUCACAAGAUACUGGAGAUUUGCAAGUCUACCAACGCCGGUGGCAAAUUGGACAAAUCCACGCUACUGCGAGAAUUUCAAAAAAUUGAGCGAAAGGUCCCCAUAAUCCUUCAUGUUAAGGAGCAGAACGCUGGGUUACUUAUCUGGCGAGAUGAACGGGACGAUGAAGAGACAGUGACAUUCGAAGCAUUUGAAGCAUCGGCAGUUUCUGAGAAAGUCCUUUCUGCGGAGGGCCCUCUACAAUGGGAUUUCCCAGGCGAGACUGUCGUCAUUCCUUAUACCGUAUUUACCCAGCCGUCGUUCCAAGAGUCGCUUUCCACCUUCCUAGAGUGUGCAAGCACUGAAUCGGUCAAGAAAUUUGCAGCCUGUGUUCAUAAGGCUGGGUCUGUCGCAUUUGAAAAUCGCGAUACCACUGAUCCGGCUUUAAUCACCCAAAUGCUGAUGACUUUAAUUGAGGCGAACGGAUCUAGAAUAUUCCCUACACUCUUACGAAAGCGAGUUCGAGACGAAGUCUCCUGGGCUCCAGGGGGCGGAAAACCCUGGAGAAGACUACCUUUUUGGUUGGUUGUUCGAGUUGGGAUUGAACGGCACCUGCGUUUGCAGUUUGGUACGACGAAAGGAAGGGCAUGCUACAAGUUCUUACUUUGCCUCAUGUUCUCUGACUUCCUAGAGUCUGCGACUGGCUCGCUCUCGCCGGAUAAAUUGGCCCUACUGAAAGCAAAGCUAGCACGACGUUUGUCUAAGUUAGAGGUGGAACGAGAGAAAGCUCCGCACAAUGAUAAAUCGAUCUAUACCCGGUUAUUUGACAAAUUCAAACAUCGCUUCCAAAGCUCCAUCAGCAAUUCAAGUGAUCAUAUGGUCGAUGAAUGGAAUGCCUAUAAGGCGCGUAUCAGACGCAGGAUCCCUCGACUCCCCAAGCACGCUGAUGCAGAUUCACAGUAUCUUUCGCUCACAAACAGCAAAGAAUACAUUACAAACGUGUUAUCACAAUACCAAAGAACAGGCUCAUCUAAGCUCUCACACCAUUAUGCUUCCGCAGAUUUCAACCCUAAUUAUUCAAAUGCUUUCGGGGUGUUUGCUAAGCCAUACAAUACGCUUUCCGCAUUAGAGGCGAUGACGGAUGAGGAAUUUCUAAAGAUGGGCUCUGACACGGAGGAAACUUGUCUGAUGAUUGCGAAUAUACUCACAAAGUAUCUGUUAAAAGUUGGGCCAGAAUAUGAUGAUAACCCUGAACAAAAGAGCAUCAUGAUUUUGCAUUCCGUAAGACUUUGGGUGCUGAUUGAUAAGUGUGUCACUCAGUUAUUCCCCUUGCUGUUGGAUUAUCACCCUGGGAUCUCCUCGGAUCUUCUUGACGUACUUCAAUUGUCCAGCCUUCGGGAUAUGAUUCGUCUGAACGCCAUACAAGAGUAUAUCCAUACUCGGUGCACACGGAGCCUUUCUCAACAACGUCGGACCAUUUUUGAUGACCCCGCGGAAGGAUGCUUUGCAGAAAGAUACUUCGAUUCAGGCCACGAACCUGGAUUACAAAAGCUUCAUUCAAAGGUUCUAUUGCAAGCAGAAAGGGCUUACGAAACGAAAGUGCGUGAAUGGCAAGAGAUGAGCGAAACUUUUGAAGCGUUACAGAAAAAGGUCAUGAGUUCCUUCUGUAGCUAUACUACCAACACAUUUGGCGGAGUAAAUCAUGACGAUAACUGCGAAAAAUGCCACGACCAAUACCGUGCAAACCGUAUGACGAUUAGGAUUCAUGAGCACCCACUACCAAGCAAUACGGCCCAUGCCAAAGCGGUGGUGUUUGAGCUUCGGUGUCCUGCAGCUUUCAGGGCCUAUCGGGACUCGACCUGGGAGGUAUUCGGCUUUAUGACUUGUCCUCAAUUCCAGCCCAGAAUAGACCCUAAGUUGUUAAUUGAGGAUUACAGCGAACUCAAGAAAUUUGUCACCGAUGAAUCGAGCAGGAUCACACUGGCAUCAACAACAAAAUCCCUGCUAUCGACCCAUUACAGAGGAGUUUAUUUCCCAGUAAGACUAGAGGAUAUCUGUUUCGAAAAUAAUCUAAAGCUUAGAUACUACGAUACCAUCGCCGGGACAUUCACAUAUCGGCAGAACCAUGUUCCAGGUUUUUCUCACCACCUUCGAAUGAGCCCACCCACCAACUCGCCGUUCGCGUCUAUUAUGCCUUUAGGUAGCUUGAGUGGCUCAUCCUCUUAUGAGAUUAUUGCCAGCCAAGCUUCGUGCUCCUCUGGAUUGAAUGUUCACGAGUCCAUGGCUUAUAAGUCUCUUUUCUCCGGCAAGAUCAGGCGUUGGCCUAUGAUCCUUGUUGAGCUUGGGUCAUCAAACUUGAAUUUCAGUACCAAGGCUCCAUCCUCGCUGAUAUGCCUGCUUGCGAUACAGGCAGGGCCUAGAGAUAAGAGUGACCCCUUUCGAGUAGUACAUAAGAUCUUCCGUGACGAAUCUUUUUGUGCCCAAUUAAUUAGGUUAAUUCGCGAGCGCCUAGAGGGGGUUGCAUCAAAUUGGCGGGAGACGGAUUGCAUGGAGAUGCUGAUCACCCUGAUACUUCGAUUAUGCAUUUUGGCCCCAAUAACCAUACUACCGCUAGCUCUCGACCUGUUGAGGAUAGCCCAGGAAACCCUAGUCAACUGGGUCAGACAACUACGCCAUGAAAUUUGCACAGCUGAGGAUCCAGGGAUCAUUGCGAACUGCUCGGAGUUUGCUUUUGUCGUUGCCCUACUACUUAGAAGGACCUUCGCAGUUUAUGCCGAACAUAUCCCAGGGUACACGGGAAAUAUGACACCUACGGAUACGCGCUGCUUUAUUGAAGCAUCUAUUUCGCUUCAAGAUAAUGCUCCUGGUGACAUGAAGUCCUUAGCCCCUUUUCCGAAACGUGCUCUUAUUAGAGAUUUGAAGAUGGUAUUCCGGAUGCGCUCCACAUUAACGCAGUCUUUAAUACAUUGUCCGGACAGCCUAGGUGCUGUGAUCACGGAUGGGGUUAGAGAGCUCUAUCCCGGCAAGAAGUUUUUCUAG
Molecule: messenger RNA, 3219 nt
Organism: Arthroderma uncinatum
Lineage: Eukaryota; Fungi; Ascomycota; Eurotiomycetes; Onygenales; Arthrodermataceae
Exons: 3
Coding region: 1-3219 (1072 amino acids)
Source: RefSeq, a predicted model, not a curated record